GAAAAUUUGCUCGAAACUAUUUCAAGUCUUCCAUCUUAUUCUUUCUUCAAGCUUCCAACGUUGAGUGCGCAACAAUGUCUACAACCAUCGGAAAGCUCUACACUCUUCCAAAUUACACCAAGCGCAUCCUCGGUACGGCUGCGGCUGCGGGCGUCAAGAUCGACAUUGUCGAGGACUUUAAAUUCCGCGAGACAAACAGGUCCCCAGAGUUCCUGGCUAAAUUCCCCAGGGGAAAAGUGCCAGCUUUCGAAGGAAAUGAUGGUUUACUCUUGGUGGAGUCAACUGCGAUCGCUCGCUACGCUGCUUCCUUUGCACCUGAUAACAAGCUCUUUGGAUCAACCAAGCACGAGGACGCAUUGGUCAACCAAUGGGUCGCCUUUGCCGAUUCCGACAUUUCCCCUCACAUCAGACUCCUUUCUGGAUUUACUUUCGGAUAUAUUCCCUAUUUCAAGCCACUCGAUACCUCCUCUAGGCAGAACAUAUUUACUUCUCUCGAAGUACUAGAUAACCAUUUGCUGACCAGGACGUACCUCGUCGGACAACGCCUCACUUACGCUGAUAUCGUUAUCGCCUCAUUUCUUGACAGAAUCUUUAGCACCAUUGCCGGGUCGGCGGAGCGUGCAAAGUAUCCUAACGUCAUACGUCAUUUCCUCACUAUCAUUAACCAGCCAGCGCUCAAGCCUGUUUUCGGAGAGCCUCAGUUCAUAGAGAAGGCCCAACAAUACGUCGCGCCCCCGAAGCCCGCUAAAGAGAAGCCCGCACCCCCACCUCCCAAGGAGAAACCUGCACCGGCCAAACCUGAAGCGCAGCCUGAGGAGGAGGAGGAGGAGCCUUCAGUCCUAGAGGAGCCAAAACCUAAGAAUCCUCUUGACUCGCUGCCGAAGAGCACGUUGAACCUUGAAGAUUGGAAGCGUACAUACUCCAACUUGGACACAAAGGGACCAGGUGGAAGCUUGGAGUGGUUCUACGACAAGUGGGACCCGGAGGGAUACUCCAUCUGGAAGGUUGCUUUCAAAUACCCUGAAGAGCUCACCCAGACCUUUAUGUCCUCCAAUCAGAUUGGCGGUUUCUUUAACCGUUUGGAGGCUUCCCGAAAGUAUCUCUUCGGUUCCGUUGGUGUCCUUGGUACUUCCAACAACUCGGUGAUUGAGGGUGUUUUCAUCGCUCGUGGUAAAGACAUCAAACCGGUCGUCGAGGUCGCUCCCGAUUGGGAGUCUUACUCUUUCUCACCAAUUGAUCUGAAUGACGCCGCACAGAAGGCCUACUUCGAGGGUGCUCUUGCUUGGGACUUGGACGUCCAUGGCAAGAAGUGGGUAGAUGGCAAGAACUUCAAAUAGAUUUUGUCGUCUUCUACAUGUGUGAUAUUUGCUUGAUUCUGUGUCCAGUGUAAUUCAUUCUAUGUGCAUUCUUGUCG
Molecule: messenger RNA, 1414 nt
Organism: Cantharellus anzutake
Lineage: Eukaryota; Fungi; Basidiomycota; Agaricomycetes; Cantharellales; Hydnaceae
Product: elongation factor 1-gamma
Exons: 7
Coding region: 75-1337 (420 amino acids)
Biological process (GO): translational elongation
Cellular component (GO): nucleus; cytoplasm
Molecular function (GO): translation elongation factor activity
Source: RefSeq, a predicted model, not a curated record